Molecule: messenger RNA, 3162 nt
Organism: Gopherus evgoodei (Goodes thornscrub tortoise)
Lineage: Eukaryota; Metazoa; Chordata; Testudines; Testudinidae
Product: protein bicaudal D homolog 2-like
Exons: 9
Coding region: 129-2147 (672 amino acids)
Biological process (GO): microtubule anchoring at microtubule organizing center; protein localization to organelle; regulation of microtubule cytoskeleton organization
Cellular component (GO): cytosol; Golgi apparatus
Molecular function (GO): dynactin binding; dynein complex binding; cytoskeletal adaptor activity
Source: RefSeq, a predicted model, not a curated record
UGACUAACAGCUCGGCCUAUCGGCGGAGGAAAAAAGGACAGCGACCAACGGGAAGAGGGGGAACGGGGCGGGAAGAGGCAUCCCCGCUGCCUCCCGCCGGGCCCCAGACCUGUCCCCCAGUGCCCACCAUGGAGCUGGCCCAAGCGCCCGCAGACCUGGCCCAGCUGCAGGCAGAGGUGGGGCGCCUGGCAGCCGAGCUGCAGGAGGCAACGCAGGAGAAAGUCCAGGCCGCCCAGUACGGGCUGGCGGUGCUGGAGGAGAAUGGGGAGCUCAAGCAGCGCUGCGGGGAGCUGGAGGGGCAGUUAGACAGGCUGAGCUCGGAGCUGACCCAAAUGAAGGAGGCCCUGGCUGAGUGUCACAGCAGCCACAAGCGGGCAGCAGUGGCCGGGGAGAACCGAGAGGAGAGCCUGGUGCGCGAGGCUGUGGCCAAGGAGGCCCAGCUGGCAGCCCGCCUUGAGGAGCAGCAGGGGGAGCUGAGGCAGCUGCGAUGCCAGCUGAGCAACACGGGUGCUGAGAGCGAGCGGCUGAGCGCUGCUCUGCAGGACCUGCGCCAGGAGUGCCAGGCCCUGGAUGCAGAAAAGGCCCAGCUGCGGGAGGAGCUGAAGCAGCACAAGAGCCGGGAGCUGCGGCAGCUGCAGGACUGCGCCGAGCUGGAGGAGGAGAACAUCUCCCUGCAGAAGCAGGUGUCCGUGCUCAAGGGCAAUCAGGUGGAGUUUGAGGCCCUCAAGCAUGAGCUGCGGUGCCGGGAGGAGGAGGCGGCGCUGGCUGGGGUCCAGCUGGAGGAGCUGGGGCGGCUGCGGGAGCUGGCGGAGCGGCAGCUGGAGGAGGUGGUGGAGGCCCUGGCGCUGGAGCGGGAGCAGCAGAGGGAGCUGCGGCGGGAGCUGGUGGCCUGCACCGGGGGCCAUCCUGGCUCACUGGGCAGCCUGCAGGCCGGCCUGGAGGAGCUAAGCCAGGAUGAGGAGCUGGACAGCGGCUUCGCCAAUGGCAGCGCCAGCGUGGGGGACUUUGGGGAGCGGGUGUCCACCCCCCACACCCGCCCUGCGCCUGGCCUUGUCGCCGACCUCUUCAGUGAGCUCAGCCUGGCAGAGGAGCACAAGCUGCGGCAGCAGCUGUUCCAGGUGGACCGGGAGAGAGCCUCCCUGGCGGCUGAUGUGCAGGAGGCCCGGCGGCAGCUGGACAGCACCAGGGAGGCGUUGACAGAGCAGCAGCAGCGCAAUGGCCUCCUCCUGGAGCAGCUCAAGGCUAGGCCAGCAUCCCCGGAGCCCCAGCCCUGGCAGGACCUGGUGGCGCAGCUGGAGGGGCAGCUGCGGGCCUCUAGGAAGCUGGCAGGGGAGCUGCAGGCCCGGCUGGCCCAGGCCCAGGAGGAGCUGCUGGGGCUGACGGAGGAACUGGCCAAUCUCUACCACCAGGUCUGCGCCUGGCGCGGCCUGACACCGCAGCGCGUGGUGCUGGAUUAUUACCGGGAUGGGCGCAGCACCAGGAGACCGCCGGCGGGUAAGCCCCGUCUCCAGCUGGAGCCAGGGGCAGGGCCCUGCGGGGACCAGUCGCCCCCCGGUUCACCUGGGGAGCCCCUCAAUGUCUCCAACCUGGCGGCAGUGCUGCGGGAGCAGCUGGGGCACCUGCAGGGGGCGCUGGUCCUGUGGCGGCAGCAGCCCCCCAGGCAGGGCCCGCCGGCUGCCGAGCUCGAGCGGGAUAAGGAGGCGCUGGCCGAGGAGGUGAUGAAGCUCCGCUCUCUGCUCAGCACCAAGCGAGAGCAGAUCGCCACGCUGCGCACCGUGCUCAAGGCCAACAAGCAGGCGGCGGAGGCAGCGCUCUCCAACCUGAAGGGGCAGUACGAGGGGGAGAAGGCCCUGGUGUCCGACACCAUGCUGAAGCUGCGCCGCGAGCUGAAGGCCCUGAAGGAGGACGCCACCACCUUCUCCUCCUUGCGCGCCAUGUUUGCCAGCAGGUGUGACCAGUACGUGUCCCAGCUGGACGAGAUGCAGCGGCAGCUGGCGGUGGCGGAGGACGAGAAGAAGACGCUGAGCUCCCUGCUACGCAUGGCCAUCCAGCAGAAACUGGCGCUCACCCAGCGCCUGGAGAGCCUGGAGAGCCCAGCCCGCAGCACCAGGGCCAGACCCCGCAGCACCAGGAGCACCGCGCACUGACACCGUGGGAGCGCCCUUACAGAGAAACCUGUGGGAGUGGUGCCAAUCGGAGCCAGCGCCAGGACCAGCACCGCCCGUGCCUUCAGUGCUGCAAACAGCUGCCGGAUCCCUGACCUCUGCCGCAGCCGCUGGGCCUUAACCGCUCCAGGCUAGGUAGGGUGGAGCCAGCCGGCCUGGCUGAGUGAAACCUUCUCCUCCUGCCUUUGUCCCCGCACUUAUGGGGCAGGGGCCUGGCCUCAUGCUCAGAGGAGCGCCCCCCCCCCCAACACACACAGGGCAGGGGCGUCUCGGUGCGCGGCCAGGCCUCGUGCUCAGAGCUUACCACAUACGCACACGUGCACACACACAGGGCAGGGGCGUCUCGGUGCGCGGCCAGGCCUCGUGCUCAGAGCUUCCCCCACCCCACAGGGCAGGGGUGUCUUGGUGCGAGGCCAGGCCUGGUGCUCAGAGCUUCCCCCACCCCACAGGGCAGGGGUGUCUCGGUGCGAGGCCAGGCCUGGUGCUCAGAGCUUCCCCCACCCCACAGGGCAGGGGCGUCUCGGUGCGCGGCCAGGCCUGGUGCUCAGAGCUUCCCCCACCCCACAGGGCAGGGGUGUCUCGGUGCGAGGCCAGGCCUCGUGCUCAGAGCUUCCCCCACCCCACAGGGCAGGGGUGUCUCGGUGCGAGGCCAGGCCUGGUGCUCAGAGCUUCCCCCACCCCACAGGGCAGGGGCGUCUCGGUGCGCGGCCAGGCCUCGUGCUCAGAGCUUCCCCCACCCCACAGGGCAGGGGUGUCUUGGUGCGAGGCCAGGCCUGGUGCUCAGAGGCCCCCAACCCCUGCACUUUUGAGGCACCAUCCCCUUUUCUCCCUGCCAUAUUUUGCACUCAGAGCUGGUGAUCUCAGGGGAGUGGCUGGGGGGUACAGGGAGUGUGGGGCGGUCAGGAGCUGUGCUGUAUGAACUGCUGUGUGUUUCCCGGACUUUGGCAAGUGACCAGGGCCUGGUUACUUUGCAUCCAAUUAAAGGGCUUUGGUCUCC